UAUCCGUUGAAUAUCGCGAACUUCCCACUUUCAAUUCGCCCCCUAAAAUAGCUAUUUUAUUUUGAUUGUAUUACGUUUUCUAUACACCAUUUACAGUAGAGCAUUCAAAAGUCCACAUUUUCAAAUGGAGGAAACCGACGGAUCUUCAGUAACUUUACCGGUGGCACAGCCGGUGGACGAAAGACCGAGGAGGAACAAGAGAAAGUCUUCGGUGGCGGAUCUCGACGCGUCCCCAGAACGCAAUUUCAAACGGCCGUCUUUGAGAAGAGGAAGUUCUUUUAUCUUCCUGACACCUGGACCUCAGUGGGACUUCACUCUGAAACGAAAGCGCAGAGAGAAGGAUGAUGCAGAUGCAGUCAGUCUAUGCAGCUUUGACUUCAAGGAACCUUGUACUAAGCGUGUGCGGCCUCUCGGCCGAGUGACCUCGCUGGCGAACCUCAUCUCGCCCGUAAAGAGUGGGGCCGUCCGACGCUUCGGGCAGACCCUCCAGGCCUCGUUUCGGGGUGACGGGCGGUCUCCGGGCGUGCCCCAGCAGAAACCCUGCAGCAAGGCCGCGGCUCCUACGCCACCCAAGCGACGCAACAGCACACUCUGGUCUGAGACCCUGGACGUUCAUCAGAAAGGAACCUUUUCCUCCAAAGAGAUUAAGAGACAAGAGGCUAUUUUUGAGCUGUCUCGAGGUGAACAGGACCUGAUUGAAGACCUGAAAUUAGCCCGAAAGGCUUACCAUGACCCAAUGCUAAAACUUUCCAUCAUGACCGAGGAGGAGUUGACAGCCAUCUUUGGAGACUUGGAUGCUUAUAUUCCUCUUCAUGAAGAUCUUCUCGCUCAGUUGGCGAAGGCUACAGGCCCAGAUGGCACAGUGGGACAGAUCGGCAAGAUUGUUGUGGACUGGCUGCCAAGGUUAAAUGCGUACAGGGCAUAUUGCAGUAAGCAGCUGGCCGCCAAAGCCUUGCUUGACCAGAAGAAACAGGACCCAAGAGUUCAGGACUUCUUACAGCGCUGCCUUGAGUCACCUUUCAGCAGGAAACUAGACUUGUGGAGCUUCUUAGACAUCCCUCGCUCACGACUGGUCAAAUACCCCCUUCUUCUGAAAGAGAUUUUAAGACACACACCACCAGAUCACCCAGACACAGCAAGCCUUGAGCAGGCGAUAAGCAUCAUUCAGGCCGUGUUGGCUGACAUAAACAUGAAGAAAGGAGAGUCCGAGUGUCAAUACUAUAUCGAUAAGCUGGAAUAUUUGGAUGACAGACAGAAAGACCCUCACAUAGAGCAGUGCAAGAGCCUGCUUUGCCAUGGGGAACUUCGCAACAAAAGUGGCACGAAGUUGCAUGUGUUCCUCUUCACGGAGGUUCUGGUCUUGACCCGGCCUGUGACGCGGAAUGAUCAGCAUUGUUUCCAGGUGUACCGCCAGCCAAUCCCAGUGCAGGAUCUCAUAUUGGAAGACCUGCAGGACGGAGAUGUCCGCAUGGGUGGCUCAUUCCGAGGGGCUUUUAGUAAUGGUGAUAAAGCCAAGAACAUCUUCCGGGUACGCUUCCAGGACCCAUCUCAGGGCCAGUCCCACACACUGCAGGUCAAUGACAUCUUCCACAAGCAGCAAUGGCUCAACUGCCUCCGCACUGCCAUGUCAACCCAGAAAGAUUCGCCACUCCAUGAGGACGAAUCCUUGUCCACCCCUGCAAGUAAUGACGUUUGCACCAAACGGCACUCAUCUUCUGUCUCCACCAUCAUCCAUUUGGAAGAGACAGAUGAGAACUGUCCACGGGCCGCUGCCUCCGCCCCUUCCUCCCCCAGCUCAGAGGAGCCCCCGAGUCCCACACCCUCUGCAACCUCCACCCUCUCCUCGUCCUCUUCAUCAUCUUCAAUUUCCAUCCACUUCCAGCCCCACAAAUCCAAAAAGGACAAGCGUUCAAUCUGUUCAUUGGGUAAGAGGAAGGAGACCAUGGUGUAAAGACUGAGCUAUCCCAGGGUGCACAUGGAGUGGCACCGUGCGGAGUACUUGUAUUUAUGUGCGUGUAUGGACUGUGUGUUUCUACAGCAGUGUUUCUGUGUUACUGUCCACAAUGGCAGCUAUUAUUACCAAUCCCUCCCCCGAAAACCCUCCCAGGUCCACGUGGGCCGCACCAGUACCAGAAAGACAGUAUUUGUGAGGCGACUGUGUGGAUCUCAAGGGAUUGAAGACACAUCCCGCACACUUUUAAUCACCAUGCUGAUUUGUGUGAAAGAGCAAGAUCACACAUCUAGUCUUGUUUACUGUUAGUUUGGUAAUAUUUUAUUAAUAUUGAUUUUUUUUUUUUUGUGAUUAAAGUUUCACUUUUUUUUUUUU
Molecule: messenger RNA, 2326 nt
Organism: Carassius carassius (crucian carp)
Lineage: Eukaryota; Metazoa; Chordata; Actinopteri; Cypriniformes; Cyprinidae
Product: neuroepithelial cell-transforming gene 1 protein-like
Exons: 11
Coding region: 125-1951 (608 amino acids)
Biological process (GO): intracellular signal transduction; positive regulation of Rho protein signal transduction
Molecular function (GO): guanyl-nucleotide exchange factor activity
Source: RefSeq, a predicted model, not a curated record